UGGGGCGAGGCAGCACAGAUGAACAUUCACCUGUCCAGGUAAGUCAGGAGGAGGUCAGAAGAAGAAAACAGUAGGAGGCAGGUUAGGCAGGCUCUGUCUCGUCGCUUCCCUCUGAAACUAAGGGUAUUCUUUUCCUCUCUUCAGCCCCCCACCGGAAGGCUCAGCUUGGGACAUUCUUCGCUUCCCCUCGCUUCCCCUCUGGGAGUCCCUUUUGCCACCCCUGCACUUGCUUCGGGCGAUGCCAGAGAGGGAGCUGUGGCCGGCGGGGCCUGGCUCGGACGCCGUGACCCGCGUCGGCAGCUGGGACAGCAUGGCGAGCACCGCCUCCACCCGCUCUGGAUCUAGUGACAGCAGCUACGACUUCCUGUCUGCUGAGGAGAAGGAGUGCCUGCUCUUCCUGGAGGAGACCAUUGGCUCACUGGACACUGAGGCUGACAGCGGACUGUCCCCAGCUGAGUCUGAGCGAGUCGCAACACCCCGAGGUCCCCGAGCACUGCUCACAACCCUGCCUGUGCCCUGGGGACAUCCGGAGGGGACAGUCGUUCAGCAAGGACCAGAGCCGAGGAGAGGGACUCCGUCCGGCUUGUCCUACCCGCCCGAGCCCCAGGGCCUGGCUCUCAGGUCUGGCUCCUACAGCCUCCCCAGGAACAUCCACAUCAGCAGGAACCAGAACCUCAGGAAAAGCGCCGUCCAGCCCAAGAGCCACAACCUGGAGGCGUCGGAGGGGCUUGUCCCGGAGCCUGAGCAGGAGCGGGUCAGCCGAAGCGGUGUGCCGGGCCAGGCUCCGGCCAGCCCCAGGAAGGCCACCCUCGAUUUGGACACGCUCAUCCCCCCACCUGAGGCCUUCCGGGACCCCCGGCAGAGCAGUGGGGAGGCCCACCUGCCCGGAGGGCCCAGGGAGCAGAGGCACACGGCCCAGCUCCACACGUCACUUAGCCCUUGGAAGAGACCGGAGACUUCUUCAGAGGCCAUGUCCCAAACUGCCAAUGAGAAAGGCUCAGCGGGGGAACCAGGCCAACCUCGGCCUCCCCCUGCCGCGCUGUCCCAGACCUCAAGAGCUGGAGAUGCUCCCCUCCCAGCAGGAAGGGAUCCCAGUGCUGGACCGGCACCCCUCGCAGCCCCCAAGCCCCGGAAGCUGCCACCUAACAUAGUUCUCAAGAGCAGCCGAAGCAGCUUCCACAGUGACCCGCACAGCUGGCUGCCCCGCCACCCUGAGGCUGCCCCCGGCGAUGCUGGGCCGGCUGCCUCUUCUCUGCAGGAGCAGAGGAAGGCACGCAGGGAGGCGCUGGAGAAGCUGGGGCUGCCCCAGGACCAGGACGCGCCCAGCCUGCCUUUAGGCAAGCCCAGCAGCUCCGCCAGGCUCAGGGACACUGGUGCUCCAGCCGCCUCCCCGGCCGCAGCUCCGGCUCCGGCUCCAGCUGCGGCCCCGCCUGCGUCUCCAGCCCCGGCCUCGGCAGCUGCGCCCACUGCGGGGAAGGCUGCGGCGCCUGCUCCGGCCUGGGCACCUUCUCCACGGAAGGCUCCUGCUCAGCGGGAUUCUCCAAGCAGAGUUUUGACUCCUGCCCAGGAACCCAGUCCAGGGAAGGUUCCAGCUGUCAAGUCCAUGCCAGUUCCUAUCCCAAAGGCCCCGGGGGUAAGCAGUCCGCUGACUCAGCCAAAGCCGGUCGCAGGGCCGACUCUCCGGGAGAGCACCGUCCCUGGACUGAGACAGAUGAACUUCAAGUCCAACACCCUGGAGCGCUCAGGCGUGGGGCUGAGCAGCUACCUCUCAGCCGAGAAAGACCCCAGCCCCCAAACCAGCACCUCUCUGGGAAAAGGCUCCUUCCUGAACAAGGUCGCACCCAAUAUCUUGCGUAAUUCCCGGCCCCGCCCUGCCUCCUUGGGUGCAGGGAAGGACUUCGCAGGUAUCCAGGUGGGCAAGUUGGCUGACCUGGAACAGGAGCAGAGGUACAAGCACCUGUCCUACCAAGGACAGAGCCGGGACAAGCUGCCCAGACCACCCUGCGUCAGUGUCAAGAUCUCCCCAAAAGGCGUGCCUGAUGAACACAGACGGGAGGCCCUGAAGAAGCUGGGGCUGCUGAAGGAAUAGGCGCUGGCCACCAGCCUGCCCGCCCUGCCCCCGGGCAAGGGACUCGAGCCUCCACCUAGGAGGCUUUCCCGUCUCACGACUCAGGGCUGGGCAGGGCUGGGCUUCCCUCCAAUGCCCUCUGCUUUCUGAGGGGAGGGGGAGGGAGAGAUGGAGUCCGCGCGUGCGCUGAUAUUCAGGGUGGCUGUGCCAAUGGCUCCCUGCGUGAGUCAUCUUGAAGAUGAUUUCCACAAGACGGGGGGUGUGUGUUUGUAUGAUAGGCUGUAUAUAUCCCUGAAGCUAUUUAUAUGGCACAAGGCAUCAUUGCUCAGAUUUCUGCUGGUCUUGGGGGUCUUCUCACAUUGGGUAGAGUUCAGUCUAUCCAGGGCUGAGGGGAGAAGGGUGGUUAAGGCUGAGAAACAAAGUCAAAUGAGACAACGGAUAUGCCAGGGACGUUAGGCAAAUGCAGAGUCACAUGAAACGUGGGUGUCCCAGAAUCUCUGCAAUGUAUGGAGACCGUCUUACCUUGCUGGCCAUACCUUGCUGGACCCUCUCUCGGUUCCAGCCUUCCGGACAGGGGCCUAGGACAAGAGAAGUUGGCUUGUUAUCUCUUCUCCCACUGCCUUCUCUCCGUCCCAGUCCCAAGGAUAGCACACCUCCCUACAACUAAAACUCUUGGUUGACCGAGACCAGAAGAACUCUUGUUGGUCUGAGAAGGUGGGAUAAAGGACCACACAGCACAAAGAGGUUCCUUGUCCGUGGCUAGGUAAAUUCAGUGAUAAACUGAGUGGCCAUCCCUGACCGUGGUAUUCCAAUCCUUCCUGCUCCUUAUCUCAGUCUGCGCCUGCCUGACCCCAGGGCUGGGCCGGCACAGACAUGGGAGCCCAAGCCCAGAGGACUGAUAAAUACCAAAGAAUUGUUCUAGGCCUUUCUGUGCUACUGCAGUUUUAAAUUUCCUCACUUCCUAUGGGAAAUCAAUAUAGUACAUUCUCUGCUCGUUAUUCAUAGACUGUCAGAGCCGGGCGGGACCUUCGACAUGCUCCUAUCCAGCCCUGCUAGGGAAGGGAAGUGACUCACCAUGCUCACCACCAUUUAGCAAGGAGCUGGGGCUCCUGAUCCCCGUGCCCUGCUGUGUGCCCUGCCCCUAGGGACCCAUGUCACUGUCAAAGGCUCAACCUCCGAGGACUCCAUUUCUCAACUCCCUCUGAGGUCCUAAAAUGUCUUCUGGAACAUCAGACAUUAAAUGGUGUUCAGGAUCACA
Manis pentadactyla (Chinese pangolin) is the source of this 3326-nucleotide messenger RNA. It is a transcript of the gene C9H1orf116, whose product is annotated as chromosome 9 C1orf116 homolog. The transcript is spliced from 4 exons. Lineage: Eukaryota; Metazoa; Chordata; Mammalia; Pholidota; Manidae. Bases 239 to 2089 code for a protein of 616 amino acids. The record is from RefSeq and is a predicted model, not a curated record.